This is a messenger RNA of Acanthopagrus latus (yellowfin seabream), 2215 nucleotides long. Its product is annotated as brain and acute leukemia cytoplasmic protein. Gene Ontology annotation, cellular component: cytoplasm. The transcript is spliced from 3 exons. The record is from RefSeq and is a predicted model, not a curated record. The coding region runs from base 463 to 960 and encodes 165 amino acids. NCBI's taxonomy places the organism in Eukaryota, Metazoa, Chordata, Actinopteri, Spariformes, Sparidae.
GUGUUAUGAUGUUACAGUGAUUUUGAUCGGUAUUGUCUCAUAUUUGCACGAUGCUGAUGAUGAUGAUGCUGCUGAUGGUGAUGGAGUUGGUUCCCCUCUCAGCCAAUUAGCGGCCAGACUUGGGAGCAGGUUUCGACUCCCCUCCUCUCCUCAUCUGUGGAUGACGCAGAUAUCUGCUGUGUGUGUGUGAGUGUAUGUGUAUGUGUAUGUGUAUGUGUGUGUGUAUGUUAAUGCUGGUCAGCUGCUGUCUGUGGAGAGCAGCACCAACCUCCACAACCAACGCCACCACCACCUCCUCCAGCAGCAGCAGCAGCAGCAGCAGCAGCAGCAGCAGCUAAAGCCCGAUGAUGGAGACGGACACACGGAUGGAGCUGCAGUAGAGGCGGAGGGGUGGAGGAUGCUGCGGCGGCUGUGACGGGAGCCGAGCCGCGUUUAGCCCCGUGUCAGCUGCACCUGCCGUGGAUGAUUUUCCCGAUGGGUUGCGGAGGCAGUCGGGCGGACGCGAUCAUCGAGCCGAGGUACCACGAGAGCUGGACCAGGGAAACGGAGUCGACGUGGCUCACCAACACGGACGUGGAGACCUCGUUGCCAGUCGCGACCAUGAUGAGCAAGGCUCGACUGUCGUCCAAAGGUAAAGCUCUGGAGGCCAGCCUGCGGGAGAAGAGGAUGGUGAACACGGGCACCCAGUGUGGGAAGCAGGCCCUCGCAUCCACCGCCUCCAACCACCAGAGGAGACCCAGGCGCUCCAUCACUGAUGUAGGUGUCACUGGGAGCAGCAAACCGCUCGCGACUCCAAAAGGAGGGCGUCGAAGGAGGGCGGCGCUCUGCCUAAGGACGGCCAGCCCGUCAGCAUCGGCGGCAGCGGGGAUGCUGAACCGGUGGAGUGUGUCUGACGGAAGGGAAGGUAAAGACAAGACGAGCCUCUGUGAGGAGGAGGAGCUGCGAGCGGUUCACCGUUGAGAUCGGAUGGUGAUUUACAGGAAGUGUGUGCGGAUGACGUCUGCGAAGGGACCUGUUGCGGGAUUCUCGUCCGUCGACCUCAGCGGCGCACAACAUAGGCGCCCGCAUAAUGUCCUCCAUCCAAAGAUCUCGGGAUGCUGCAUCUGUGUUGUGCCAUUGCAAAUGCAUGUGCGAAGCAGAGAGAACGGGUCACAAACAGUGUUCAUGCGCUCCACCAUGCUUUUUUUUUCUUUCUCUUCUCUCCGCACGGUCAGGGCAGAUUGUGUCACUGUUGUUUAAAAAGUCAGUGUUGAGAGAGACAAGAGGAGACCGUCCCAUAUGCACAUGAUAAUCACAAUCUGCACAUCAGAUGUUUUUGUUUUCUUUCUGUGCGGGGGCCGUCCCAGUGAGCCUGCUUCAGUUCUGUGUGCUAGUGUAUUCCUUUUGGUUGAGAAUGAGAAACGAUAAGUGUGGGAACCAAAUGACGAUGCUGUUUAACCUCAGUCGAUGCUGUAAAUUAUAUUCUUUUAAGAAGACCCUGAAGUGCUGUUUUAGAAAUUGAAGCUUGAGGGCUGAAGACUUUUUUUUUUGUCUUCAGUCUUUGAAAGAAAAAAAAAAGAAACAAACACACCCGCAUGUGCCUACAGUUCACCUUGAUCUGAACCGCUCCUGUGUUCACCGUGCGUUUUUUUCUAUUUGAAAUUUGUUUAGUGUUGCGUGUUCUCCGGUUCUCCUACAUCUUUUUUUUUUUGUGUUCUACGAUGUUACCCUUUAUUAUGAAGUGUUAUCUGAGUGGCUUACACCGAUCUGCAUGUAUUAAUCUCAAUUUGGCUCAGCAAAAAUCUCGGAUUGCGACAAAUGCAGUCGAGCAUUAUGAAAAGCAAGCUGUCUGAAAUAAAACAUUUUGCCCUUGCUGCUACACAUGAAAAUAUAGCAACUGCACUACAAAAGUACAUUUCAGCAGGCGAUUCAGGAUGCAAGUGACACUUGUGGCCAGCAGAUGGCGCUGCUGACCAGCUGGGACCUCAAGAGUCUCGUCACUGACGACAAACGCCUCAAGGAAGCCAUUCAUUUGAUAGAGGAUGUUAAAGAUUUUGCUUUUAUUAUAUUCUGAGGGGGAACAUUUUAUGCUUCUGAUAACUGUUGCUUGUCAUGAGUUGAAAUGUGUAAAGGCCAACUUUUGUGAUGGUGAAAACAUUUUAACACAGGAUCUGCCACAUUUCUUUUUUCUUGUUUGAAUUAAAGUUGUUGUCAGCUUCUUAAGUUGUGGAAACCA